AGAACGGGUCAGGUCGAAUAACAGAUUCUUACUAACCACGAUGUAUGAGAGAUUUCUUACACCGUGCAUAGGACCAGGACGUAUGGUGCAGGCGGUGUCGAAUGGUGACGAUUCUUUCCCCACGUCAUCAGGUGGAAUUUGUAUGAAGUAGUAAAGUGAAGAGUUUGUGCGGUGCUCAUGUAAUGCGAUUUAACGCCCUUUUUGAGCUAUUGAUAGAGUUUAUUACGAACCGCGUCAAAUUUCAAAAAGGGUAAAAUGGUGUUGAUAGCAGCAGCUGUAUGUACAAAAUCGGGUAAAACAAUAGUAUCACGACAAUUUGUUGAGAUGACAAAGGCUCGUAUAGAGGGAUUAUUAUCAGCAUUUCCAAAAUUAAUGUCCACUGGAAAGCAACAUACAUUUGUAGAGACAGAGUCUGUGAGAUAUGUUUACCAGCCUCUUGAAAAGCUGUAUAUGUUACUGAUUACUACAAAAGCAAGCAACAUCCUGGAAGAUCUGGAGACCCUGCGUUUGUUCUCUCGAGUGAUUCCUGAGUAUUGUCGCAGUAUGGAAGAAUCAGAAAUAGCAGAUAAUGCAUUUAACCUCAUAUUUGCCUUUGAUGAAAUUGUUGCUCUUGGGUAUCGUGAGAGUGUAAAUUUGGCUCAGAUACGCACCUUUGUUGAGAUGGAUUCACAUGAAGAGAAAGUAUAUCAAGCUGUGCGACAAACUCAGGAACGUGAAGCUAAAAAUAAGAUGCGUGAGAAGGCAAAAGAGUUGCAACGGCAAAGGAUGGAAAUUGCCAAGAAGGGGAUGAAAGGUCCAGCGUUUGGCAGCAGUGGAUUUGGAAGCAAUGCAGGCUAUUCUCCAGCCCCUGUUGUGGGAGAUUCUGCCUCAAUAGUUGCAGAAUUUACCAAGACAAACUUUUCUUCUAUUCAGAAACCAACUACAUCAACAAAAGCAAUGAAACUAGGAAGCAAGUCCCGUGAUGUGGAAAGUUUUGUGGACCAGCUGAAGUCAGAAGGUGAGAAGGUAACUGCUCCAACAAUGAAACCAACAAUAUCUGCAAAAGCUCCUACCAGUUCAGAACCUACUGAAGGAAUCCACUUACGUUUGGAAGAAAGAUUAUUAUUACGCGUGGGACGUGAUGGUGGACUACAAAGCAUGGAAUUGCAUGGAUUGGUGACAUUGCGUAUCUCAGACGAGAAGUGGGGACGCAUUCGUGUGCAGCUUGAAAACAAGGAUGCCCGUGGUAUUCAGCUUCAGACACAUCCUAAUGUAGACAAGGAAUUAUUCAAGAGCAAAGGCCAAGUGGGCUUGAAAAAUCCCAGCAAACCUUUUCCUUUGCAUACUGAUGUUGGAGUAUUGAAAUGGAGAUUCCAGACUCAAGAUGAAAGCUGCAUACCACUAUCAAUCAAUUGCUGGCCUUCCGAGAAUGGACAAGGGGGAUGUGAUGUCAAUAUAGAAUACGAAUUGGAACAUGAAGAUAUGGAACUAAAUGAUGUGUGCAUCACUAUACCAUUGCCAAUGGGCACCACUCCAAUUGUAAAUGAGUGUGAUGGUGAAUACAAUCAUGAUUCUCGCAAAAAUGUAUUGAUGUGGACAUUGCCUAUUAUUGAUUAUUCAAACAAAUCUGGUUCACUUGAGUUCAGUGCUACUGCACUACCUGGAGACUUUUUCCCUGUUCAAGUAUAUUUUGUGUCAAAACGUUCGUAUGCUGAUCUUAAGAUCACCGAAGUUCUUCUUGUAGAUGAUGAUACACCAGUCAAGUAUACAGCAGACGCAAUUUUCUUUACAGACAAGUACGAGAUAGUGUGAAUGAAUGAAUAUGUAUCACUGUGAAUAAAUAUUAUUAUUAAGGAUUACUUUGUGGCUUUCUCUCCAUGAUGGAGAUUCAAGUCAAAGAAAAAAUUAAGUGAAAAACAAACAAACAAUGUGUUCAUGUGAACUUGAGAUGGCUAAUGAAGAAAAUCUUAGAUUAAAUCAUAUCCAAGAUCUUUUGUAGAUAUAUUACUUAUUGCAUGAACUUACAGGUCAAGGAUAUAAGAAAAUAGAAUAAAUAAUUCAGUAUUCUAAAAUGUAUUCAUAUUUCAAUUUUCAUUUAAUUUCAUUACUGACAUUCAACAAGAAAUCCAAAUAUUUUUCAAGAAUUUGUUUGUUUGUAUUUUCCAUCCUCUAUUGGAAUUCCAUUUUAAAAAAAACGUUUUUUGUCACCCAUAUUUUUUUCUUAUAUUAUUCUUUGUUCUUAAACAUUUAAUGUUUAUCGACUAAUCUUUAUUUUAUAUGCAAGAAAUUUGUAGUAUAAAUAAUAUGUAUUGUACAAAAUUACAUGAAUAUUUGCUGGAAAGAACUCAGAUAAAUGAUGCUAUGUAAUAAACCAUUAUUCUUUUUUAUCUGUUGAUUCUGACCUCAUGGUAUGCAUUGAGAUUUGAUAAUGUUCAUGUGAUUCAGUGGAUUCAAGUAAUUGUGAAUUUUCUGUUCAAUAGGAAACUUUCUCUUCAUUUUUAAAAUUUUCUAAAAAAUUACUUCAAAUUUUUGGAUACGAUUGUGUAGACUUCCACCACCAGAAUUUGUAUUGUGUGAUGAUCCGGCUUAGCUGUGUCUCUGUCGUGGUGCAUGAUGUUUUGGUCAACAUGUGGUCUUUCUCAGUGCGUACAGAAUGGCCGAAACCUCAGUCACGGCAACAGAAGCAGUUCAUCACGGAUAGCCUAGAUAAUUCAAAUUUUUGGAUUAAACUUUGCCUUUGAAUAGUGUAAAGGAUGCUUAAAAAAUGGUACAAGUCUUGUUUUCUUGAAAUAUGAAGUUUGGAAAGAUGCAAAAGUUCAAAAUUAGUUUGCUGUCUUCCUCCCAGCUACAAUUGUGAUGAAAAUAUUUUUCCUUAAUGAAAUCUGUUGUCAAAAAUAUGAGUAGGUUUUGUGUAAUAUGGCGAUUUUUAAAAUAAUAUUUUC
Molecule: messenger RNA, 2921 nt
Organism: Gryllus bimaculatus (two-spotted cricket)
Lineage: Eukaryota; Metazoa; Arthropoda; Insecta; Orthoptera; Gryllidae
Source: the annotation of a GenBank genome assembly